Penicillium diatomitis is the source of this 723-nucleotide messenger RNA. Its product is annotated as GPI anchored serine-threonine rich family protein. The transcript is spliced from 4 exons. The record is from RefSeq and is a predicted model, not a curated record. Bases 1 to 723 code for a protein of 240 amino acids. Gene Ontology annotation, molecular function: protein binding. Lineage: Eukaryota; Fungi; Ascomycota; Eurotiomycetes; Eurotiales; Aspergillaceae.
AUGCGUUUCGCUACUCUGUCCAUGAUCCCUCUGGCCGGCCUCGCCGUUGCCCUGCAGGUCACCCAGCCCCAGAAGGGUGAGGAGUUCAAGACCUCCGACUCGAUCACUGUCAAGUGGUCUUCCGUCAACACUGACGUGAGCUCCUUCAACAUCUACCUUGUUGACAACACCGUCUACCCCCCCGUCAACAAGGAGAUUGCCAAGAAUGUCAAGACCUCGGACAACACCUACACCAUCAAGGACCUGUCCGGCCUGACCGCUGGCCACGGCUACCAGGUCAACCUUGAGUCUGACUCGACCCAGAACACUGGUAUCCUCGCCCAGUCUCAGCAGUUCAACGUGACCAGCUCUGCCCAGAGCUCCUCUUCCUCUUCGUCCUCUUCUGCCUCUUCUGCCUCUUCCACCUCCGCUUCCGCUUCCACCGACUCCUCCUCCACUGCCACCAGCACCCAGUACUCCAUGACCACCGGCACCACCACCGGUACCUUCACCACCACCUCUGGCACCCAGACCCUGACCGGUACCACCACCGGUACCUUCACCAGCUCCGUUGCCACCGGCACCACCACCAACACCAAGGCCGCCGGCAGUGGUUCCUCCACUUCCGGUGCCAACGCCAGCGGCACCUCCGGCACUGCCGUCCCCACCGGUAACGCCGCCGCUGCUGUCCGCCCCGUUGCCGCCCUCGGCCUCGUUGCUGGUGCCCUCGCUUUCGCUCUGUAA